Messenger RNA from Portunus trituberculatus (swimming crab), 673 nucleotides. RefSeq names its product E3 ubiquitin-protein ligase RNF181-like. The record is from RefSeq and is a predicted model, not a curated record. Lineage: Eukaryota; Metazoa; Arthropoda; Malacostraca; Decapoda; Portunidae. Gene Ontology annotation, biological process: protein ubiquitination. The transcript has 5 exons. Bases 160 to 621 code for a protein of 153 amino acids. Gene Ontology annotation, cellular component: cytoplasm. Gene Ontology annotation, molecular function: ubiquitin protein ligase activity.
GUGAGUGUUGGUGGUUGGUGGGCAGAGUGCAGAGUUGCCUAGAAUAUUCUCAAUCUUUCAUCGCUUUAUCUGGUACACUCCUGAACUCCCUGCCUGCUUCUGUCUUUCCUGUAGACUGAAUCUGUGCUUUGUUUUAUGGCAAAUUAGGACAAAAUAAGAAUGGCGUCGUAUUUCGAGGAGCACAACUGUCAGCCCCUCGGUCCCGGCCAGACCCCAGACCACUUCCUCCACCUGGCGCGUCUCCUCCUCCACACUGGUUACUGGCAGGACCUGCAGCUGGAGUUCUCACAGCUGUCAGGAUUGGGAGAGAGGCCGCCCCCACCUGCUGCCAAGGAUGUGGUGGAUAACUUACCCAUUAUUACUGAACAUAAGAAGGGCAGCCAGUGUGCAGUAUGCCUGAAGGAGUGGCUGCAGGAGGAGGAAGGGAAACAGCUGCCCUGCUCUCACACCUUCCACUCUCCUUGCAUUCUUCCCUGGCUGGCCAACACUAACUCCUGUCCUCUCUGUCGCCAUGAGCUGCCCACUGAUGAUGACGACUAUGAGGAGAUGAGGAGACAGAAGAAACGGGCCAAGGAAAGAGAAGCAGAUCUUGAGGUUCUUCAUAAUUCCAUGUUCUCUUAGCAUGCCUGAGAGAGAGAGAGAGAGAGAGAGAGAGAGAGAGAGAGAGAGAGAG